Molecule: messenger RNA, 2218 nt
Organism: Porites evermanni
Lineage: Eukaryota; Metazoa; Cnidaria; Anthozoa; Scleractinia; Poritidae
Source: the annotation of a GenBank genome assembly
UUUUGUUGUAAAAGAAAGAUGGCGGCCAACUCCGAAUUCCCUCGAAGUUACAAUCGAUGGAUAAAACUAAUGACCUCAAUAUUUUUCAUACAUUAAGGAGUUCGCUGUUAUUAAAAGGAUAAUCGCACUUUACAAGCUUAGCUAGAGGUAAGUUAUCGAAGGAAGUAAAGUCGCUUAACUCCUUGCAUUUCUCGGUAAUCGAUUUGAAAUUAAAAGCUUAAGCUUCCCUUUCUUUCUAAAUGAAAGGCUUUGCGGAUCGGUAUUUCUUUCCAAAGCUAUUCUCUUUUUUGUUUUAAAAGCGUCGUGAAUCCUUCAAUGGAGCAUCUUGCUGUUAAUAUUAGUUUUUAUCUGGUUUUCAGCGAUACGAAUUCUGAUUACAAGUUAAGCUUACGUGAACGAAAAUUAUAGCUUUAUUUUUUAUAUUCUGGACAAUUUGGAUAUCAAUGUUUACAGAAUUAUUUAAGUCGAGUGAUAAGUUUACGGUUGUUUCUAAGCCGAUGAAAACUAUAGCAAUUUUACAUCUCAGUUAGGGGUUAAACAAUCUGUUUACUAUAAUUUAUUUUGAUAUCUCCACCAGAAUGGGGUAUGAUGUGGGAAGAUUCACUAGUUCAGUUGAUGAGGAGCUCAUCUGUACGAUCUGUGGAGGAGUACUCGAAGAUCCUCUACAGGCUCCAGCUUGUGAACAUGCAUUCUGUGCUGCUUGUAUUCACGAGUGGCUAAAUCACCAACAAACCUGUCCUGUUGAUCGACGUAACCUUACUCCACAUCAACUCAAGCAAGUACCAAGGAUUCUAAAGAACUUGCUGUCAAAGCUGACCAUCCAGUGUGAGAAUGCCAUGUUUGGUUGCGAAGGUGUGGUGCGGCUUGACCAGCUUCAGUCACAUUUGUCCCAGUGUGAACACAAUCCAAAAAGACCAGUCAAUUGUGAACAAGGCUGUGGAUUGGUGGUUCCAUUUGAUGAGAUGCCCCAGCAUAAUUGCGUUCGUGAAUUAAAUAACUUAAUUCAAAAUCAAAAUUUCAAAUUAGCCCAAUUGCAAGCCCAGAUUGAUGACCAACGUCAGCAGCUCAAUGAACAAAAACGUGAAAUCCAAUCUCUUAAGGAUAUGAUCCGAGCUAUGAGGGUAAUCAACUUACCACACGCACUGCCUCUGUUGCCUAGUAACCUCCAACAACCUGAUCACUAUGACAACGAAGUUCAUCAGUGGUUGGUUGGGUUACAGUCAGCAAGGGUGACCCGGUGGGGCGGAAUGAUAUCAACUCCAGAUGCAGUUCUGCAAGCAGUUAUUCGCCGAGCCCUAGCUGAUAGUGGGUGCCCACCAACAAUUUUAAAUGAACUGAUGGAGAAUGCUCAUGAGCGUAAAUGGCCACCAGGUCUGAGUACUCUUGAAACACGGCAGUUAAAUCGCAGACGUUAUGAACAGUAUGUUUGUAAAAGAAUUCCUGGAAAACAGGCUGUAGUGAUUAUGGCCUGCGAAAAUGAACACAUGGGAGAAUCAAUGACCUUGGAACCAGGCUUGGUUAUGAUCUUUGCUCACGGGAUUGAAUGAUAUAUGUCAUCCCUUAUACUCAAGAAAUUUUGAAGCUAAAUAUUUUGAAAAAUAAUAGUUAAGUCUGAAUUCCCUUUUUUCUGACAAGCAGAAAGAAAAUUUUUACUAUUUAAGUAGUUUACAUCUAACACAAAUAAUUUGUCAAGUGUGGCUUAUUUCAGUAGUAAAUUUCCAAUGGACAGUUUCGUUUGAGUGCUAGAUAUCCCAGCUUUAGAUCCUAGAAGUGUACAUGAGUCUAAUUUCUCCAAUUCCAGUGGGGUCUGGGAGGGUGGCAAGCCAUUUCUGUGUGUAAGUUUUUUUCACUGGACUGCUGUAAUCAAUCUAAAUAACAAACAAGUACAUCCUUUGGUUAACUAUUAUAGGGUAUCAGAAUUCAUUUUGUAUAUAUGUUAGCAACAAAAUGACAACAUUGAAACUCUGAAAAUUAACUAAAAUAGUGCUAAGGAAAAUUUAAAACGUUUCUGCACAAUGAUGCCAAAAUCCUUCUUUGAGGUACUAGAAGAUCAAAAUACUUUACUCUUUUGGAGAACAUUAGUGAGGCGCUUUUAGGAUAAAAUACUGACAAGUGACACGGCCUUGAAACAGUGACAUAAGACUUGAUGAAAUGCUGACAAACAUAAUGGGAUUUUUCUUUUCUUGAUUAUAAAUUUGUUGUAGAAUGUAAUCACUGU